Messenger RNA from Tribolium madens (black flour beetle), 3593 nucleotides. RefSeq names its product protein bride of sevenless (gene boss). The transcript has 4 exons. Gene Ontology annotation, biological process: G protein-coupled receptor signaling pathway; visual perception. Gene Ontology annotation, molecular function: sevenless binding; adenylate cyclase inhibiting G protein-coupled glutamate receptor activity. Lineage: Eukaryota; Metazoa; Arthropoda; Insecta; Coleoptera; Tenebrionidae. The coding region runs from base 211 to 2322 and encodes 703 amino acids. Gene Ontology annotation, cellular component: membrane. The record is from RefSeq and is a predicted model, not a curated record.
UACCCACAAGUUUGUAUCGAUUCGUUGCUAAGCAAAUUAUUUCUGAGUCACACAGUGGGGUGGAUGGGUUUGAACAAGGUCCUCUAUUUAGUCCAUUAAAAACCUAAAAAACAAGAAAUUGUGCAUUGAUGCGUUAGCCGGAAACGGAAAAAGCAUUUGUGUCAUUGUAUUUUCAUAACACACACAUACGUGAAAUUAGGUGUCAGUGAAAUGAGUUCUUUCUAUUUCAUCUUAGUUAUCUUAACGAAUCUUUGUGUGACACAGUCAGAUGUUAGUGUUAAAGAAGUAUUUAGGAGAGAAGGAGACGUUAAUGUAGCUCUGAUUUUACACAACGACUGUAAUAGCACAACGGUGCUAACAGAACAAGAGCAAUCAUUGGUUAAUUCAGCGAUUUGGACAGUGCACCAGCUGAAUUAUUCGGAACUUAUCAGUUUUGGUAUGUCCAUUUACAAGACCUGCAAUGAAAAAGAAGAAUAUCAAACUAUAUUUGAACUGUUUCAAAAACAAGAUGAAAAUUUUCUCUUGGGGUUAAUUAGCACUUCACUAAAGCCACACAUUCGAAAACUUUGUGAUGCACUAGAUUUGGUUGUUCAACCGACUGUGAAGUGUCCUACACCGCUAGUUAAAGCAUCAAUUGAAUUGUUAGAACGUCUAAACUGGAUUGAAAAUGUGACAGUGAUUGCUUCGAAUGAAUUCACUGUAAAUGAGUUUUCAAUAAUGUCACAAAAAAAAUGGAUCUGCAUUACAGAUUUUGUAACAUAUAAGUCGUUUAUACCUUUAAGAAACUACACGAACGAGUACUUGGUAAUUUUUGCAAAGCAAAAAGUCUUUAAAACAUUCGUUGAGAAUUCUAACAUGUCGAAUGUAAUCUUUGUUCCGGAAGACGAUUUUUUUCCAAAUGAUGUACCUGAAAACAGCUACGUUAUAAGUAGUAAAUCCUACAACUUCGAACAAAAUGUUUACACUCCCAAUCCUCAACUUUUCGAAGUUGCUAUUCCUCUUGUAAACUACGCUCAAAAACUAAAUAAUUUAAUGGCUGAAAAUUGUAAUGAAACGAAUUAUAAACAGUGUUUUAAAACCAACUACUGCACUGUCCCCCAAAAGUUACCAGAACCAUCUGAAAUCGUUAAGAUGCUCAAAAUUGAACCUUCCAGUAUUAAUUACUUCAUUUAUAAGGCUGAAAACUUAACAUUGAACAAAAUGUUUGUCUAUAAUGCUUUUAAAAAUAAUUUGACAGUAUUAGAACCUGACUAUGCUAACCAAUCAUCUAUGUUAAGUUGCUUGUCUGUGAAACAUGGUUGUCAAAAGCAAUGCAAAAACUUUCAGAAUCAAAUCAAAUUAGUUUCUUCAAACUGUGAAAUUAGAAUACGAACCGACUCUUGGAUUUUUGCUUUCUUAUCAUUAUCUCUCUUGGGUGUAUUGUUUUGCAUUGCCAUUUUAAUUUUUCUUUUGGUUUCGGUUUGUCGUCGGAACGUUCUUGAAGGUAACCCAGUCCAAACAUUAUUAUUAUUAAUUACUUUAAUGUUAAUGUAUUGCUCAAUCCUUUCAUUGUCUUUGGAAGGUAAUAAGUCCGCCAAACAUGCAAUAUGUAUGGCUAGAGCUUUGUCAAUAACUCUCAGUUUCGCUUCUGCGUUUUCUUUAUUGCUAAGUCGAAGUAUUGUCUUAGCCACAGCUUCCAAAGAGAUUGGUUUUAUGUCACACAUUGCUGGUCCAGUUCAGAGUUUCCUAUGCCUCUUUAUUUUUGGAGUGCAAGCAGCUCUAAGUCUGCAAAUCAUUAAUCACUGUGAGGAUAUUUUCCGAGGUCAUUCUUUUGUUUAUCUUUUAUCAUACAACAUAAUUCUUCUUCUCCUACUCUUGUGUUUUUGUCCCUUGAUUUUUAAAUGUCAGAGAAAUUAUCGAGAGGGCAAGUAUUUUACUUUUGCUACAAUUAUUAUUUCCCUUUUGUGGUGCCUUUGGAUCCCGGCUUACAUAUUCCUUGGUGAUUAUUAUCAAGAUUCCGUCCUUUGCUUCGGUUUGGUUUCCACCGCUAGUGUUUUAUUGGCCACAAUCUUUAUUCCACGGACAUACUUGAUGACCAUCGCUGCAGCUCGCGAUAAGAUUACAAGCACUUUGCCAUCUCUAGCUUCAGCUACAAGCGCAAUGGAUAUUUACAGGAGCGGAGCUCAGCCGGUUUAUGACUGUGUCAAUGUGGCCGCAAUUAAUGCGGUACGAGUGGCAGCAAUUCAACAUCCCGAUCUUUAUUCCUGUCCGCAUUUAGCAGAAGAUGAUUUUAAUUUACGAUGCGACACGCCAGUGACUGAUGAUAAAGUGACAAGGUUUUGAGACCAACGUAUUGUCAUGGAACUAUUUAUUUGCACAAUAAUAAAGGAAAGGAUGUGUAAUUUUUAAAGUGCGAACAGUUUCCGCAAAACGGAUUAGAUAAGAUUUUUAUUUCAUUUUAGUUUUAUAAUCGUAGUGACCGAGUCUAUGUAACAAUAAUUAUCAAUUAUAGUCGUAUACAGGGGGUCCCAAGUUUUAGGGCCGGCGCAGAAAUAAAUAUCGAGAUCGAGUCAUUGUUGAAUCCGAAAACGUAUAUCUGUGAAACAUCAAAUAAAAUGACAAGUCGAAAAGUAAAAUGGCAUGAUCAAAAAGAUGAUGAUUUUAAAAACUAAAUUUAUGACUUCAGAAAAAUCGGUCGGCGACUAAUCUAAUUCCAGCCCAUUUUGCCGCUUUAGCUUUCGAUUUGUCAUUUUAUUUGACGUUUCACGUGCAGUUAGUUCAAAAACCGAAAUACGUUUUUGGACUCAAAGAUGACUCGUUUCAAAUUAUCUUAAUCCAUUGAUAUUUCUAAUUGAUUAAAAAUAUGUGAUAGCGCACAAUAAGCGCAACCCCUCAAUAUUAAAAUGUUAAUCAUUCAACUAUCAACUUUUUCAUUAUUCUAUUUCCACAAAUACCACAGCAAAAAUCAAAAUAUUUUAUCAUGUAGAAAAUAUUUCAGUUAAUUUUUUUUUUCUCCAAAUUUAAUUUUUAAGGUCUCUCUGUCAUACCCUAAAAAUUUUGUACAAAAUCAAAACAUCAAAUUGAAGUUUAUUUUAUCCUCUAUCCUUUACACUAAUAAUUUUUUAAUGAAUUAAAAAUAUUUAUUUUUGCCGCAGCCCUAAAACUUGGGAUACCCUGUAUAGUAGUGGUCAAAUAUUUGCACGUUUUUACUUCCUACUUUUUAAUUUCAAUUCUAAAAAUUGUACUUUAUAUCAAGACAAAAAGUAUCAUUUGAGUUAAAUUUGUCUGCAAGACAUAAAUAAAACUUGAACAACGAUUUGCCUCCAAAGCACCUAUACAAAAAAGCAGAAAACCUACAAUCUGGACUUUAAUAUCAAUUAUUAUUAGCGAGCCUUGGGUAUUUAAAAGUCCUCCGCUGGGCGGAGUCAUAAUUUUUAGAUUCAAAUUUUAAAUUUCCUUUUAAACUAGUAAAAAAAUGUAGCUUGGAACAGCUAAAGGUGUAAUAAAUUAAAAGUGCUUAAUUUAAUGUAUAAAUAAUUUUUGUCUGUCCAUGUAUUCUUUAUACCUACUAUAUGUUAUACAGAUGUGUAUAAGUCAAUAGCAGUAAUUUAUUG